UUUUUUUUUUUUUUUUUCCGGAGCUGGGGACUGAACCCAGGGCCUUGCGCUUCCUAGGCAAGCACUCUACCACUGAGCUAAAUCCCCAACCUCUGAACUUGAUGUUCUUAGUUGUUAAUGUUUGAAAUGUGCCUUUCCUCUUCGUCCAUGUAGAGAUAGUGACUUCCAUGAGUUAACUGGCGUCUGGAACUGUAGGAUUGCCACAGCACUUGAGCCUUUUCCGAUACCAGCUCUCAUCUUCCUGGCUGACAUGAUUGGAAUUGUACCGCUGGAGAUAGCCGUGCAGCCAUUCCUCCCUAAGACACGUCCCGUUGUCUGUGACUUAACAGUUUUACCCAUUUCCUAUAUUCUAGGUCAGGCACUGACAAUAAAUCAGUCCUCUCCUUCAUGGCAGAAGUGUCGGCUGUGAAGUCUGAGACUUCCGAAUCCUUGUCUGUACUUUGUGUUCUUACAUGCAUAGACAUGUAUGUGGGCAUGCUGACCCUGCUAGUUGCACUUGGCAUCAACAUAUAUAUUGUUUCUAUUUCAUUUGUGUAAGUUACUUUCCUUGAGCUUUAAAUUUCUCAUCUGUGAAGUAAAAGGUUUAGAACUCUAGGUGAAAUCCUCAAAUAGUGGACAGGUCUACCAGCCCUCGUUGUAUUAAUAAGCCCCUUGCCUGACCCGCUUCACGGGGCGAACAAGAGUGAGCUGGAGUAGCUUCUGUUUUGGGGGUGCAGGAAAAACAUGACUGGCAAUGUAAUUUCUCUCCAAGCUGUACUUUGCAUGUCUUUAAGUAUACAUGUUUUAAAAGAAGGCUACAACAUAUAGUCCUAACAUUUAUCAUUGAGCCGUUAAGGUCAGAGUCAGCAGUUCAGUCAAGUUCCAUUUGUUAAUGUUCUUCAUCCGAAUUGCUGACACUUUGUUAAUUUUCUUCCUCUUUCUAUAAUUUAAAUGGUAUAUGUGUGUGUAUGUAUGUGCAGACAAGCUAUAUGGUAUAUGUGUGAGUUGCCAUGUGGGUGCUGGGACUCUAACCUGGGUCCCCUGGAAGAGGAAGCCAGUGCUCUUAGCUGCUGAGCCACCCAUCCUUCCAGCCUGGCUGUUUAUUUUUUUUACAUGUUAAGUCUGAUUAAGAUUUCUGUCAUAUAGUCUUUCAGUUCCCCUCUUUCUUGAUGAGUAUGGUCGCACUGCCUCCUGUUCUUUGUGUACUGUAGACUAGAUUGCCCAUAUGAGCCAGAGAUAUACUCUGCUUAGUUUCUUCAUAAUGCCACUGUCAUUACAGAUAUGUUAAAAUCAUCGUAUAAAUUCAGGGUCAAAGUUGUAUUCAUUUUUUGUGGUUUUUGGUAAAUGUGGCCUAAGUUAGUCACCAGAAGAAGUGACCAGAUAGCUCAGAUGCCAGUGGCCUGGGUGUGUGGAUGAACUUUGAACUGGCUGGCCCACUGGCUUGUUAGACUCGUACCUAUAUGCAGGUGGUUACUGGUCUGGUUUAAUAUAGUGAAGAUUUUAUUUGAAUAUUUGGCCAGGGUUUUACAGUGAAGGGAACUUAGACAAGCUGUAGUUCUAUAACAUAAAAGAGAUUCUUCGACAUUGUGUCCUGGGAUAUAAGCAAACUUGAACUCUCUGUGGAAAGUCUUUUUUCCCUCCCUUGGUGCCUUUCCACGGCCUUUAAAAAAGAACUCAACUGUAGCUGCAGCUGAAGCCAAUACAGGAUCCAGCUGUAACUUUUUGUUGUUGUUCUUACAUCCGGUGAUGGCCAUAGCAAACUCAUUGUAUGAAAAUUCAAUAAAGGAAAAGGGCAGGGUGGGAAAAAAAUGACACCGUAUGAAAGCAUUCAAGAAAUAGCAACAGGAUCUAGGAGUCUCCUGUUCAGAGGCUGAUUUAAAUUCCAUUCUGAAGUAUUAAUUCUGUUUGUGACUAGUCUAGUAGGCGUUUUAGUUUUUUUCCCUUUUAAUAUUAUGCACACACCAUGGAACCAGAGAGUGUACGUGAGGCUGACACAUUUUCAGUGGGAGGCAGAAAAUAGUAACAUGUGAGAACCCAGAGGACCCAACUGCGCCUCAUGCAAAACAGAGUGAGAAUUCUUCAAAACACGCUAUGGGGUGACGGUGGGUUAGAGCCAGCACCACUCCGCUAAAGAAAGCCAGGUUCGCUUUCAUUUUUUUUCCUGGAAUAUUCCUAUGUGUGCAUUUACCAUCAAGCUAUUAAGUUCGGAAUCAGCAGUUCAAUGAGAAUUUUAAUUGGCAUCUGUUUAAGUCUGUCUACUAGAAAGUCGUUGGAUCUGGGCAUCUUUUAAGAACCAACCUAUAUAUUCUCACCCUGUAACUGAAGGGAAAUAGUUUUGUGAUUAGUGGACUGAUUGGAAGGCUAGUGGCUUUCACACACUUGUGCAUCUCGUACAUGUUGUUUUUCUUUUGUGUGUGUGUGGGAGUCACAUUUCUCAUAUUUCUUCUAAUUGUAGCCAGACAUCCUGUUUGGGGGCUAUUUGAGACCAGUGCUGCCUGUGAAGCAAUCAUGCGGUCUGUGGAAGCCUUCUUAGUCUUCUUAGAUUUGAUUUUAUAGGCAGGUUUCCUUGAAAACCCCCAUGUACUAUUUUUGGAUCUAUGUGUCUGUGGCUCAGGGCAUUAGCAGUACAUACACAUUAGCACAGAAAUGUCCACUGUCUAAAGGCUCUUUAGACUUAUAGAAAAGCUCUGGCAGUGCUUUUGCGGGUAUAAUGGGCUAGCUAGCACUGCUGGACAAAUUUAAGGGACCAGAGUCUCUUCUUAUGACUCUUAAUGACAGUGUUGCUGGGUCUGUGCCAGCACUGGCAAGAUUUCCAAGCCUUCUUAUCUACUUUACAGUACGGUGGCCCUGUCUCCUUGGUCUUCAUAAGUUGGUUUUCUGCCUCCACUGAGAGGAGCAGCUUCACAAGGGAGACGCCUCCUGCAUGCCUCCCACUUGCUGGCUCACCAGUGCUCCCUACCUUUUAUUUGUUUAAAUUAGAGUAGUCUGAUAGCUCGCUUAUUUAUAAAUGGUUGUCUUGCUGGGGUUUUGUUUUGUUUUCUAUAUCAUCAAAGAUCUGUUAGUUUUAUAUCUUAAAAGCUAACAGGAAUCAGGAUUGUAACCUUUUAGUUUCUUUGGCAAUAAAAUGCCUAUUUUUUUUUAAAGCACUAAAAUUCAUGUCAUAACAGUAACAUUUGGUGGGGGACACAGUGUUAGGAUUGACCCAGGGCCUGGCCUUGCAUUUGCUAGGUACAAUCCCCCGCCUGUAAAUGCCAGCCUUUUAAAGUUUGCAAUUGAGGGCUUGGAUGUAGCUCAGUGCGUAGCACGAAUGAAUCAGCAUUCUAUUCCCAGUGCUGCAUCUGGAUGUGCUGCUGAGAUCUGUAAUCCCAGUGUGGGAGGGCUGGGGUAGGGUAUGGGGGUGGAGGUAGGAAGAUGAGGAGUGUAAGUACUCAGAGGUCAGGACUAGCCUGGUUAUAUGAGACACUUGUCUCAAUUUUUUUUUUUUUUUCUCGGAGCUGGGGACUGAACCCAGGGCCUUGCGCUUGCUAGGCAAGCACUCUACCGCUGAGCUAAAUCCCCAACCCCUACUUGUCUCAAUUUUUAAAGACGGUGCACUAUCCCCACCGUCCCAUUUUUAUCACCUCAGAGGCCUGUCCUUAUCUCCAGUCUUUCCACCUGGCUACUGCUUAUCUAACUCAUUUCAUGUGAGUGUGGUUGUACACCACAGGGCCUUGGUGCCUGACUCCUUUCCCCUGUCAGGGUCAUUUGUGUUGUGGCAGGGUUCAGCGCCCUGGGAUCAUGCAAGCUGUAGACCCAGCCCCCAGCAUCUCCUGUGAGGGGAGCGGAUUGGUUUGAGUUGUUAAAGUGCUUGCUGUACGAACAGGAUGCUUUGAAUUUGAUCCCCAGAACCUAAAUUAAAGCUGGACAGGCGUCUGCAUCUCCAGGACUAGGGGCUGGAGAGAGGUGGAGAAGUCCUGGGAACUUGUUGUCUAGCCAGCCUAGUGAAAAGGCAAGCUCUAGGUUCAUCAGUUUGUACCAAAGAAUGAGGCAAGGGCUGACGCAUGGCUUAGUGGGUAGAAGUGCCUGGUGCCUAAGCCUGAGAACCUGAGUUCAGUUUCUGGAGCUCAUGUAAGAAAGCUGGUGUGGUAGCCAGCAAGCGCCCUUAAUCCAGCACUGCCCUGUGAGGUGGGAGGCAGAGCCAGGAGAGCUGUGCAGACGUUCUCCAUCCAGCCGACUGCAGAAACGGGGGAGAGCCUGCCGCAGCAAGUGGGAGGUGAGGGCCAAUCCCUGACAGCUGUCUUCUGACUUCCACAGACAGGCCAUGGUGCCCCUCCCCACCCCAGCCAUACACUCAAUAGGGUGAAGAGUGACAGGGAAGCCCAGUGCACAUGGGAACACACCCUGCCCCGCCCACACAGGAAGAGAUGCAGUUGCAUUUCAGGUAGGUAUCCCUACACGUGGAGCAGUGGCUUUCAGUGUCCGCAGGCAGCAGCACGUGAGGCAGAAGCGUGCUGUCUGGAAGGUGGUUUACUCUGAAGGCCAGUGCAUAGAUACAAGGGCCUGAGAUAAAUCGUUAACAGAACUGUGGAAGAUGUACUUCUGCGGGACUCCACCAUGCCCACAGCAGAGGACACUGGAUGCCAGACCUUCAUCCCCUGUUCACCCUGAAGCCCUGACAGAUAGCAAGGUUACAGACAGCUCACAGAAAGAAAGACUAGGAAAAGGUGAUGGAGGGGCAAGUAGGGAGAUGGUGGCAUUCUAAGUAACUUCUGGUAGCCAUUGCAUACAUGGUGACUGGUUAAUAUUGCACUGAAUACUUGAAACUCACCAGUCUUAGCCUUUAUCACGUUCGGUCACUGAUUUGGCCAUGACAAUUGGCUUAAAUGGUAAUCAUCUCACUAUAUCUAUCUAUCUAUCUAUCUAUCUAUCUAUCUAUCUAUCUAUCUAUCUAUAUCAAGCAUCUCUUUGAAACAGGGUAUCAUUUUAUAAAUUAGCUAGACUCACAUAGAGUCUCCUGCCUCUACCUCCAGGGAUUAAAGGUACGUGGCACUGCGGCCCUCUGAUACACAUGGUGGAUGGAUUCAUCAUGUUAAGUGGAGACCCCUUCUGUAGAGGGGGAGAAAUAAGCUGUUAGAAGGAACAAGAAAUUGGAAACUUACCAACAGAUCAAACAAAAUAGGGGUUAUUUUUUGAGAUAGUUCUUUUGUAGCCAAGAUGGGCUUUGAAUUGAUACUUCUGCCUCUGCCUCCAGAGUGUUGGGAUGGAAAGCUGUGCUCCAUGAUGUGGUGUGAGAAUGGGGAUUUAGAAGAAGCAGGAAGGGCUCUUGGCAGCCCCUUUACAAGGCUAUGCUUGUGCAAGGGCAGCAAGUGUGGGAAUUGUUUCACACACACACUGGAUUCAAAAGGCCAUCUGGAAGCCAUUGUUCCAGAAUGUUCCCCACACUCUUCCCUCUGUUUGUUCCCUUUCCUCUUUAGUAAGGGCAUAGUUGAUAGAUAUUUAUUCUCAGGCAAACGUUUCUCUACAAAAAUUAAAUUCUCUGUUUAGAGGGAAAUUGGGGCUUCUGGAUAUAUCCUGAGAACCCAAAUAAAGUUGCUUAUUUUUAUUUUUGCCUUCUGAGGGCUUCUGAGCCCGUCAGCCUUUAUCUGACCUUUCACCAUGAUGGAAGGUAGUGUCUAGGCUUUGUUUAUGAACCCCAAAGUUAAUGCACGUUCUCACUCAAAAUGCAAACCUUAAGAGGAAAUCGACUGAGGGAAGACACUUGCCUACAACGCUGAAAGAUGCCUCAAAGCUAACUCUAUCUCACUUUUAAAUGUGUGCAGACAGCAAGGAUAUCCAGAUGGGUGGAAAAACCCAGCAGCAUGAGAGGGAUUUAAUUCAAAAUAUUUUUAGAAAGUAUAGCUGACUCCAAAAGAAAGAGACUUGAGAAGAUGGAAGAAUACUUUAAAAAAUGAUCAUUCGCAAUUUGUUGGGGGCGGGGUGGGGUAAGUGAAUAGGUGCUAGAAUUCCCUGACUUCCAGUCUUCCUUCCUCUUGAAUCAGCAGCUUCUGAUAGAAGUGACUGAGAGGGAGAAGAGUGAAAAGCUGACUCAUCCUAGGUGGGAUCGGGUGAAGAAAUAUCAGGGCCUGACUCAUUUACUGUUUCCUAAGGGUUCGGCGCUGCGUGAAACAAUGUAAACCGAGAUAUGGGCCCUGCUAAUUUGGGAAGUAGGAAGGGCUGGAUGAUGGAUCCCAAGUGACUGCAGACAGCCAGGGGUGGGUUUGUUCCUGCACUAAUUGGUGUCAGGAGCCGCUGGCCUGGGAGGCCAUUGGACACAUGUGGGCUCCAUAUGCUCAGACGUACUAGGGCUGCUGCCUCCGUGCCGAAGUCUUCUCCCUGGAGCAGCUUCCAGCCACCUGGAGUGGAAACCAGGUCAGUUAGGUACAGACAUCAGGAUCCAGAAGCGACGGAUGGGUUUCUCCAAGGAGACUGACAAAAUGUCUGAGGGAUGAAGCUGGACUACCUGUGGAGUGCUCGCGUGGUUUAGGUGUAUACAGCCCUCCUGCUCACACAUAAGAGGUAGAAAAGUAAAACAAAACAAACCCGGACAAACUUGGCAGUGUUACAAGCAGGGCCAGCCACUCUGUUUGGGGUGGAUGAGGGAAGCUUGGGCUUGGAAACCAUUGUUUAUUAACAAUAGAAACAGCUCGCUGCCAAAAUAAAAUGGAGGAGGAUACAGGUUCUGAAAUGUGAUUCUGGAAAAAAACCAAUAGAAACUUGAAGAAAAUUUUAGAUAAAAUGUCCUUUUUGUUGAUUUUAAUAAAAUAGAAGGAGGGAAAUAAAUGGAUUAAAUGUUAAAGGGGUGGGGAUAAGGAUUUGGCUCAGUAGUUGAGAGUGCUUGCUGCUCUUGCAAGGUUCCUAGCACCCUCUUCCCGUGACUUCAGGGGAUCCACUGCCCUCUUCUGACUUCCAUAGAUACUGCAUACAUUUGACACAGUCAUGCCUGUGUACACGUGUGUACACACACACACACACACACACACACACACACACACACACACACAAUCUUUUUAAGAUGGAAAAGGCCAUUGGCCAAGUUGGAAACCAGUUGAUUGAGAGACAGAAUUAUGAGGUGAAAUGAAUAAGCCAAGAGAAAGAAACUACUAUUACUAAAUGCAUUUGCAGAAUUUUUUUUUCUUUUUUUCGGAGCUGGGGACCGAACCCAGGGCCUUGCGCUUUCUAGGCAAGCGCUCUACCACUGAGCUAAAUCCCUAACCCCCAUUUGCAGAAUUUUAAACUCUACUAGGAUCCAUGAGGAAGAAAAUUGGCCAUGUGGGAAGUUAAAUUAGUGCUGUGAUCUAAAUAAGUAUUGUUCCUGAGAAGAUACCAAAACAAACCAGAAACAGUAAUCGGAGGUACAAUGGAAAAAGUAUCUUUGACUUGAAAGAAAAACACCAGAUGCUUUUGUAUAUUCAAUGGGCUUAUUCUGCGUUAGUUGAAAUUAGCAAAAAGAAAGACAUAUCAGGAUAAAGGACCCAAGAAGAGCUCCGCUAAAGCAAAUGUCUGUGUGUGGAAGUUUCUUAGGGAGGGGGCGUCAGGAUUCUUUCAGACUCCUACAAUAUUGCUGGGUAGAGUAAGCUGAGAGUUUUUAGGAGAGAAAAGGGUUGUAUUUAAGAAUCAAUCGCCCUAAUUGUUAAUUUGUAAAGACAACAGGAAGGCACUCCCUGAAACUGCAAAGAAGGUAGAGCUAGGAGUGUGGUGAGAUGGCUCAGCCCUGAGGUAUUCGCUGUGUAAACGAGAGGAGCAGAGUUGUAUCUCCAGCCCUAAUGCAGAAGUCAGGUGUGGGGCAUAGAGAUCCCCCCAGAGGUCAUUGGUUAGCCAGUCUAGUCUGGGAGAGAACCUGUCUCAGAAGUAAGACAGAAGAGUAAAAAGGUCUACAUUGACCUCCGACCUCCUGCACACAUGCACACGCAAAGGGCAGAGCUAGCAUUGGGCUUCAGUGAGAGCUCGCCUAUCCUUGGACUAACGUCUUAGGCACCAGCGUGUCCUUUCUCUUCAAGGAUGUGGGGUCUUCUCUGGGAUCUUCCUGACGCCAUCUGGGAGUUUUUCAGUAAAAGGAGACAAGUUUUUCAUCGUAGACCCCCAACGAAAAGACUUAAUUGGUGUGCCUGAGAUCCAGCUUCCAGAAAGGCUGAAAUGAGAGCAUUCAAGGUCAGCCUGGCAACAUAGUAAGGGUCGGUCUGGUUAAUGGCAAAAAGGUUGAAAUAACUAAUGAGAAGUUGUGAUAUUGAAACCAAAGCACUGUCAUUGAAAUUUAACCAUAAGUGUGUCUAGUUAUAAACGUAACCAUUUGAGUGAAUCCAGAGAGAGGAUAAACCAGUAACAGAUAAACAGUUACAGUAUACAGGGUCAGUAGCCCUAACAAAGUGAGUGUGGGAAUUAGAGAGGCUGGCAAGUUGAUGGUGGGGACGCUCAGGAAGUAUUGGGAGAAGGUAAGGACCCAGACUUUUGACAUUGAUAACUACAGAAAUUUAAUAGUACUGUGGUUUAAAAAGAUACUCUAAAGGUAACCUACCUACUAGAAGAUUUAAACUAAGACAAAGGCAUCUCACAUCAGAGGAAGAAGAUGAAGUGAAACAGAUUAUGAGGUUGGGCCCUCCAGUCAGACAUGCUGUGGUCUGUCUCCCCUCUAUUUGUUCAGAGUGUAACUAAACACUCUUGCUGUGUCGUUUAGAGAUUUUGUGUGCUCACGUAUGUGUCAUGAAGUCGUGUCUUUACUUGUGAAGACCAGCGGCCAGCUUCAGGUGCCUUCCUCUGCUGCUCAGCCUGGGGCUCAUUGGCUGGGUUGAUUGGCUAGCUAAUACUGGAAUGUUCCUGUUUCUACCCCCCCCCCCCCCACUCUACUGGGGUAAUGCAGAUGGUGCUACUUGGUCUGGAGAGCUGAACUUGGGUUGUCUGUGUCAGCAGAUGUUUUCCCAGUGCAGUAACCUCCCCAGCCCUGUUUUAGGAAGUGUUUAAGCAGGUGUCAUUUUAUGGAGGGUACUGAUGGGACCAUAUCUAUUUAGAAUUUUGAUAAUCUAUGAUUCACCCCCAAAUUCUUGUGGGGUCUUUUUAAAUAGAUCUUUAUGAAUUUCUUAGAGGGUGGAGCUGAGUUAGGGUCUGAGCACAUCUCUUAAGGCAUUGCUUUCUCUAGGAUCUCGGUCCUGUGAUAAACAGCAAUGAAGGGAGAGGUGAGAGGCCCGGCACGGCAGCAGCUGAGGUCAGCAGUGAUGCACUGAUGGGGCCUUUAAUCCCAGUACUCUGGAGGCAGGGGCGGGGAGUCUCUGAAUUUGAGGCUAGCCUGGUCUACAGUACCAGGCCAGCUAGGACUCUACAGGGAUACCCUGUCCAGGGGGAAAGAAUAAGCAUGUAUGGUUCAGGUAUUGAGUUGUAGUGGAACAGAAGUCACAAUGAUUUAACACGCUUUAACAAGUGCAUAAAAGCAAUAACAACCCAGAACUUGGGAAAAAGUUACUACAUAUUCUUGGUACUUCUCAUAUUUUCUGUAGCUUUUGUUGCCCACACUAGCUAAUUGACAAUCUCCAAUCACAAGUCUUCUGGUAUUUCACUACAAAGAGAUGAAAGAGAUAACGCAGUGUUUUCUGUGAGGUGUUGGUCUCAGAGGCCAUUGGUAUUCUAAUUCAACGUUAGGUUACGCUGAGCUGUGUUAGUUACUUUUCUUGUCCUGGUGAUCAGAUACCCCACAAAAGCCACUUAAGGGAGAAAGAAUUCGGCUCACAGUUUGAGGGUACAGCUGUCAUUGCAGGGAAGGCAUGGCAGCAGGACCGUCAGGCAGAUGUGUACCCUGUCUGUCGUCAGGAAAUGAAGACGGACCCUGGCACUCAGAUGCCUUUCUCUUUUUACGCAGUUCACAGGAUACAGCCUUCCCUAUUUGGAGCGAGUCUUUCUGAUUCAGCUUACCUACUCACAGACGUGCCCAGAGGUUCCCUUCCAUUGAUGAUUUUAGAAUACUCUCAAGUUGACAGUUAGCUAUGCCUUCAACUUUAGAGGUCAUUAACUUACUUGUAGGUGGUGAAUUGAAACAUUGGGAACUUGUGUUUGUUAAAAAGAAAGAGGGCAGAGCUGAGGGCCCAGUGACCCUAGGCAUUGUGGGUGGUGAUGUGUAGAGACCAGAGAGGGUGAGAAACAAGUUCCCCCAGUUUCCCCCCCUUUUUUAAGACAAGGUCUUGAGUAGCCUAUGGUAGUUUCAGAUUUGGUCUUGCCUUAGCCUCUUGAUUCUAGAGACGUAGUCUUUUUAACAGACGUCUUUUAAAACAGUUUAGGUAACAGAACUGAACAGACUGUGGGGAGUUCCCUUAUUCAGCAACACCUCCAUCCUCUGCCCUUUGCUGUGUGUGGGUUUAUUUCCUGCAGUUUCACUUUCUCAUGGUUCACCUUGGUCUCAAAAUACCAAAUGGAAAGUUCUAGAACUAUUCAUUACUUUUUUUUUUUUUUUUUUUUUUGGUUCUUUUUUUCGGAGCUGGGGACCGAACCCAGGGCCUUGCGCUUCCUAGGUAAGCGCUCUACCACUGAGCUAAAUUCCCAGCCCCUAUUCAUUACUUUUUAAGCAACUUUUUAUUACAAUAUGUUACAACAGUCAGUUAACCUUUUACUCUCCUAUAGUACCUAAAUAGUAAGACAAACCUUAUUGAGAUAUCUGGAGUAAGAAUUUACAAUUCUAAUAAGCCCAUAUAAAAGACACACAGUCCAGAUAUUUUAUUUAUAAACCAUAUUCCUUGAUUGGGCAGAUCUAGGCUAUACUAACUUAUUCCCCAGCAAAAAUGCCCCUUUGUUACUUGCUGUUUCUCCUGGCCACACAGUUCUGGUCCAAUGGCAUCUUCCUCUCCUCUCACUUCUUCCUCUCCUCUCUCUACCUGCGACCCUGUCUCUCAAACUUUCUCUUUCCCUUGCCCAGUCACAGGCCUUUUAUUGACCAGUUAAUCUAGGGAGAAGGUUCACAUGGCAUCACUUGAAAAUGUGGGGAUUCGCUCAUCAGGGACAACCACAUCUUGAGGAACCAGUAUUUAGCAUUAGAAGUCAAGCAGCAUCAGAUCAACCCACUACAGAUGUCUAUGUAGGAACACACACACACACACACACACACACACACACACACACACACACACACACUGGUACUCUGUGUAGUUUUAGGUGUCUCUUAGAGGUCACAGAACACAUUCUUGAAGAUAAGCAGGAACUCUGCACCCUCUGCCCCGCCUACUUUUUCUCCCCAUGGUUAACGCCCCCGCUGUAGCAGUACAUGUGGUGAGUUCAUCUGUUAGUCCCCUGCUCGUUGCCUUGACAGAGUGAGGAAGAAAGGAUUUAUCUUGCUGUGCAGCUUGAGAAGUUUCGGUCUGUGGCCACUUGGCCUGGUGUUUGUGGACCCAUGGUAAGGUAGGAACGUCAUGGCGGAAGAGCAUUGGUGGAGGACAGUUGCUCACCUCAUGGGAGCCGUGCCUUUCAGCAUCCUCCUUUUCCAAGCAGUCUUACCAUGGAAAGUAGUCUGUUGAUAAAGUCAGAACCUUCAUGACACUGUCACCUCUCCAAAGACUGUCAGCUGAUAACCAAGCCCUUAACAUCCAUUGUCCAUUGGACGUAAACUGUAGCCAGGUGGGAGUCCACUGGGGUACAUCCAUGGUGUAGAUUGGCUUUCAUGUUACUGGUAUCGGUUCUACAAAUACGUUCCAGCAUGCAUGUUUUUACUGUAGUGUCACACAGCAGUUGUACCACAGAGCAGGUCUCCCAUUUCCUGAUCUUUCUUCUCUUCCUACCCACACCUGUCUUUGGUGCUGGGAGUAGAACCCAAAGUCUACGCUGCCCCGAAAGCUCUCCCCAGCCUAGGGCUUUACUACAUCGACUCUAGCACAGUACACUUCUCUAUAUGUGUAGGUCGUUUCCGUUCUACUGCACUUUGCAUUCCCUCCCUGGCAUCCUCCCUAGGGAGCUUCAUCUUGGGUAUUAGCAGUCACUUCUUAAUCUGACUGUUUUUUCCUCCACCCUUUUCUUUUUAAGAGUAAGGAAUUUCCUUUAAUGGAAACUGCUAAGUAGUUACCUGCGAGGGAGGGCUAUGCUUGACUGCAAGCCCCAGGGUUAUUUCUUUUGACUAUAAAUGAAGCAAUUACAUAGAUACCAAGUUUCAUGAUGCUUAACAUUUUUAUGAACAUGUACUUAAAAGCAAUUAAUUUAAAAAAGAACACAUCUGACUUAAAAUAUUGAUAGUUAAUUUGUAUCCUGGUAGCUAUAGUCUGUUUCCUGGGUUUGAAUGACAACCAUUCCUAAGGGUGCUUGAUAAAAUAUAACAGUUUACCUUAGAUAGUUACAAUGUUUUCUUUUGUAAAUUAGAAUGUUUGCAGGGAGCCAAUUCCACUAAUUGUACAUCCCAGGCAAAUUGGUGUGCAGGCCCUGUUCCAGCAACAAAGGGCAAAUGCUUCCCUGAGUGUCAUGAAAUUCUAUUUUGUGUUUUGCCUCUCCUGUCUUCUCUGGAAAUUAGAUGAAAUUGAGGCUUCCAGUUCCCAUGAGUUGAGACCCAGGUAAUUAGCAGUGAUUCCUUCGAAAAUAAGCACUUACUUCCGGCUUGUGUGUAUCUGUGUAUAGGGCCAGAGGCUGAUGUCCCUGUUUUCCCUUCAGUCUCUAAUAUUUCCAGUUGGUUAGGCUAGUUGGCCAGUGAGUUCUAGGGAUCCUCCUGUCUCUACAUUAUUAGUACUAGGGAAAACACACACACACACAUACACACACACGCACACUUUUGGGAUACCUGGCUUAUGUAGUUGCAGGUCCCUACUGUGUCUACUGAGUUUUCUCUCUAGCCCCUGAGCAUGUCUUAAAGUAGAGACCAGAGCAGAAUGGAUGAAGAGAUAGUGCUUUGCCUCAGCUAGUGAUGUCACGUGCUCCUGAUUUAUUAUCAGUGGGCCCAAGCUGUCCUCUGGAGACUUCUGGAGCCUCUGUUGCUCUCCAGGCCCUGUGCCUUGUGUUCUCUUCAUUCCCCUUGUGCUCCGAGGGCCUGACCCCAACAGUUCUACUCAUACUACUUGACUUAAAGUAAGGUGAUUUGUGUGUAGACUUCUGAGAGGACUUGAAGCAAGGCCCUGUGGUACUGGAGUCAGGUAAGUGUCUGUACCAAAUGUAGUGUGUCCUUUAGAAAAUUACUUUAUUAUGUGUAUGGGUAUUUUGCCUCAAUAUAUGUAUGUAUACCAUAUGGCUGCCUGGUGCCCAGGGAGACUAGAAGAAGAGGAUCCAUUGGAACUGAAGUUACAUAUGGUUGUGAACGUGGUUACUGGGAAUUGAACCUGGGUCCUCUUCUAGAGGUACAAGUGCUCUUAACCUCUGAUCCAUUUCUCUAGACCCUUUACCUUUAAAAGAUUUUUGUUUUAAAUUGAAUUUUUACUUUUCAUUUUAUGUGUAUGGUUGUCUUGCUAGUGUCUGUGCAUGGGAUGCAUGUCUGGUACCUGUGGAGGCCAGAAGAGGUCAGGGCAUCCCGAGACUUGAAUCAAGGACAGUUGUACACUCCCAUGUGGGUGCGAGGAGCAGAAUCCAGGUCCUCUGAACCAGCCCCAAGUUCUCUUAGCUGCUACUGAGCCAUCUCUGAGCCCCUGAAGUUUUAUGUAUGUGUUUGUCUUUGUACUGUGUGUGUGAAUGCCCACGGAGGCCAGAAGAGCACGCAGGAUCUCCUGAAGCCAGGGUUAGGCAGUUAUGAGGCACUCGGUCUGGGUGUGGGAACUGGCCUCAGGUCUUCUGUAGGAACAGCUGCUCCUAACCCCUGAGCCAGCCGUUCAGUGUAAACUGUAAAUCUGCAACUUAGUGAUUGAGCUAAAGCUCGUGAGCCAUCAAGAUUCAGGGAGCCUCUUGUCUCAAUCUCCCCAGCACUGUAGUGACAGACAUAUGUUGCUAUGCUUGCCUUUUAUAUGAAUGCUGGGCUACUGAACUCAAGUGCUCAUGUUCGUGAGGCAGGCAACUUGUGGAUGGAGCUAUCUCUGUGCUUGGAGCUCUUGAGAGCAGUAUUCCCUCACAGUAGUUGGACACGCCAUAAAUCAUUGAGAGAAGGGAGACUGCUCACCCUGGAGUGGGGCUUCUGUCCUUGAGGGUCAUGGAGGAUACUUGACUUUCAGAAGUCAGAAGACUGAAUGAGAGUUGAAAGGGACUGCAUUUAGUCACCACUUUCAGGUAAGCGACUUCCCUGUGGAAGGAAGAGCUGAUGGCAGCUCUCUGAAAAGUAGAGUGAAGCCAUAGGUUGUAGUUGCUCUCAGGUGCUUCAUGAUUCACAGUGGCCCUAACUAGCUGGCGUGCGGUUCUGGAUUCAACCAGCAACAAGCACACUCACUCAGCCUGGUUUUGAACUCCUAGCUGAAGUGCUCCUCUCACCUCAGCCUUCUGACUAGCUGGAACUAUGGGUGUGUACCACCUCGUCCAGCUCCGGAGUGCAUCUGUUGAAACCCUAGCACCAUCUUCCCUACCCUUACUCCUAGCUGGAUAGCUAGGAGCCUGGUGGUCAAGAGCACUUACUGCUCUAGCAGAAAGGCCAGGUCUGGUUCCCGGCACCCACAUGGAAUCUCACGUAACCUCAGUUCCAGGGCAUCAGAUGCCCUCCUCUGGCCUCCAGGAGCACCAGGCACGCACAUACACACGUGCAGGCAAAACACUCACGCACAUAAUACACAUCAUAAAAAAUCCUAGCCCUAGGUGAUGGCUGGGAGUUGGGGGGCUCUGAUGGUGAUUAGGUCAUGAAUGGGGAUCAGUGCCCUCAUAGAAGAGACCCUGAGAGUUGCCUGCAUCUUCCACCCCGUGAGGCCACAGCGAAAAGAUGGCCACCCUGAGAGCAGCCCUCACCAGACACUGAAGUUCCUUUGGACACCAGUUGUAGACUCCAACCUCCAGAACUGGGAGACAUUCAUUUCUGUACUUUCUAAGCCGCUUGAUGAAGAGCAUCUUGUUACAGCCGUCCAGGCAGACAGAAGGUGUAAAGGCUGCAGAAAGGUGCCUGAAGACCUGUCAUUAGAAGAGCGAGAAGAGCUUUUGGACAUCCGUAGAAGGAAAAAGGAACUUAUUGAUGACAUUGAGAGGCUGAAAUAUGAAAUUGCAGAAGUGAUGACGGAAAUUGACAACCUGACUUCAGUGGAGGAGAGCAAAACGACACAGAGGAACAAGCAAAUAGCCAUGGGAAGAAAGAAAUUCAACAUGGAUCCCAAAAAGGGCAUUCAGUUCCUGAUUGAGAACGACCUGCUGCAGAGCUCCCCAGAGGAUGUCGCCCAGUUUCUGUACAAAGGAGAGGGCCUGAACAAGACCGUCAUCGGAGACUACCUGGGUGAGAGAGAUGAUUUUAACAUCAAAGUUCUUCAGGCUUUUGUUGAGCUGCACGAGUUUGCUGAUCUCAACCUUGUCCAGGCCUUAAGGCAGUUCCUGUGGAGCUUCAGACUUCCUGGAGAGGCGCAGAAGAUCGACCGCAUGAUGGAGGCCUUUGCGUCCCGAUACUGCCUGUGCAACCCUGGGGUCUUCCAGUCCACAGACACUUGCUACGUGCUGUCUUUUGCCAUCAUCAUGCUCAACACCAGCUUGCACAACCACAAUGUGCGGGACAAGCCCACUGCUGAGCGCUUCAUCACCAUGAACCGAGGCAUCAACGAAGGUGGGGACCUUCCCGAGGAGCUGCUGAGGAACUUGUAUGAAAGUAUCAAGAAUGAGCCGUUCAAGAUCCCAGAGGACGAUGGGAAUGAUCUGACCCACACCUUCUUCAAUCCAGACCGAGAAGGCUGGCUGCUGAAGCUGGGGGGCCGUGUGAAGACCUGGAAGCGGCGCUGGUUCAUCCUCACAGACAACUGCCUCUACUACUUUGAGUACACCACGGACAAGGAGCCCAGGGGGAUCAUCCCCCUGGAGAACCUGAGCAUCAGGGAGGUGGAGGACCCUCGGAAGCCGAACUGCUUUGAGCUUUAUAACCCCAGUCACAAAGGGCAAGUCAUUAAAGCCUGCAAGACGGAGGCAGAUGGCCGUGUGGUGGAGGGGAACCAUGUUGUAUACCGGAUCUCUGCCCCCAGCCCUGAGGAGAAGGAGGAGUGGAUGAAGUCCAUCAAAGCGAGCAUCAGUAGGGACCCGUUCUAUGACAUGCUGGCCACAAGGAAGAGGAGGAUUGCCAAUAAGAAAUAGGGAAAAGUCAAGAUCCAGACUCCAGCGGAUACACUGGCCUCACAAGCCGCAGGACUGGGGACAGUGUGGACCCCAUGGGUCCUCCAGAAGAGCCAGCCAAGGCCGGAGCCCUCCAGCCUGUGCUCUGGGACAUUGGCCAGCUGUGAGCGUCUCUUUCCUGCCACCGUCCUAGUAUUGACCUUUGGGGACCCUUGUCCACAACAGCACCUGGUGAUGACAGCCUCCAGACCUGCACAGCCCACGUGGGACUCCUGUUCCGGAGCCAGAGCCUCAGCCACACCAAGCCACACCUGCUCUCUGGGGCAGCACUACAUGUUCUAGAAGUCGCUGUUUUAUAUCAAAAUGGGAAAGGAAAACUACCACUUUUUUAUUCAGAAUUUUUCUCAGAUAUAUAGGAUUAUAGCUUUUAUAUGCCUUUUUAUAUUCUGAAAAUUAUAAUGAAAGAUACUUAAUUUCUAACAGUAGUAUUUUUAGAAUGGCAGCUAUAAACUUAACUCCUGGACACAAGUACACGCUGUGCACUGGAAACACUGUAUAUGCAGCCCCCAGGCACUUGGGACUCAGGCAGCCACUCCGGGUGAAGAGGCACUGGGGUGACCAUGAGGACCAGUGUGCUUUGGAGACUCAGGCGUGACUGCCACUCCCCCACACAUGCUUCUCUAACGUGAAUCAGUAAGAUCAGGCUAUGGUUUGGGGCAUUGAUCCUGUCAGCACCAAGGCCUAGAGAUGGAAUUCUCUGGAACAGGCCACUUCUGUGGAGAACCACAUUAAACUGCCCUUCGUGGAGGACAGCUCUGUGGUCUGACUGCACGUGGCUCGUGGCUUUGGUACAUUGGUUGCUUGCUGUUUCACACUUUGGUUAAGUGCUGACAUAUUUUGAUGUAGUGAGUAGGCAGCCAGAAGCAGCCAGAAAUAAUUGAUCUGUCCUCUGGUAAUGCCAGGUUUUCCAACAUUUGACAUCCCGUUGAGGAGGGGAAAGGCUGAAGAUGGCACUGGGGGACACCUGUGGCAUCUAGACCCCAUGUAUACCGGCGUAUGACUUUAGGGCACAUGUGCUUGGGCGGAGACGUGGUAGGCGACAGGACCCAUUCAUCUGAGAGAACCCUCUGGAGGUUGCAUGUGCUUCCUGAGAAAUGGCUUUCCCCUGCACAUUUGCUUCGCCACUCUGCACCCACACAUCUGGAGCCUGUGUUCUGAGGGCCCUUGAAACUGCCAUCCAAAUGCCCUCACACAAGAUGUUCAGUGAGUGGCCUUGAGGCUUUUUGCCUCUGACCUUGGUGGUAGCUGUCAUCUAGGCUGACUCGGGGAUGUGGAGGCCAAAGCUCCCUCAUGCACCAAACUCAUCACUUUUUGGUUUAUUCAAGCUUCUAGGCUCUUACUAUACCUCAAAUCUGAAACCCUUGCAUUUGAGCUGCCUGGCUGGUGUGUAUGCAGCCUGGCUUCCAGUCUUCCAUGAUCCCUACCCGUUCCCCACCUCAGACCUGAACUUCCUGCUGGCAGGGCCCCCGUUGAGAGGUGGGAGCGGGCAUUCCUUCAGUCAGGACCCAGGUGUCGCCCUGGGCAACAGAGCUCUCUGUUGGACAUUGAGGACGGGACAUUAAGCAUGAGGCUUCCUAAUGUUGUCUUUAAUGCCAUAGUCAUCUGUGAGGGGACCUUACCUUAUGGCUGUUGGUUUGCCUGAUGGCUGUUGGUGCUAAGAAUCCUAAGUUACUGGCUCUUGGAGUAUCCGCAAGGAGUCACUUAACUCAGGUUACGUUGUGACAGUAUUAAACCCCAAGGGCAUCUGGCCACGCCCAGAGCUUGUAAAGGCUGGGCACUCAUGCCCUUCACCCUUUGUCUGCACUCAUCAGUGAAGCAUUGAGCCCUACUCUGGCCAAAGAGCGUUUCCUGUCCUGCUGGGCUUCAGAACACGUGGUGGGACAGCGGUGUAACUGGGAACCCUUUGGAGAUGCAGCCGCCUACUGUGUGCGCUUCGUGUCAUACUGACUUCAGAGCUAAGGUGUGCUUUGCUGACAAGUUAGGUCGUUACAGACCACAAACCAUAGGUUGUGAUUUCUCCUUUUUAUCUUAGAAAACAUUUCUAUUUACAAUAAAUAGUUACUAUGUAAAUAGUGUAAAUAUGUAUUAAUUUCUUCCAUGUUAUACAAUGUACAUACUCCCUACAACCUGCAUGAAGAGAGAUCCUAUUAAUGUCCACAUCAGAAUUUCUGGCUAUUGCAAACAGCUAGUGAAAUGGAGGGCCUUACAGCUGUCAGAACUAUUGCAAAUACCGUUUUCCGUAAAUAAAAACAUACCGCUAAAAACAAAA
Messenger RNA from Rattus norvegicus (Norway rat), 18418 nucleotides. NCBI's taxonomy places the organism in Eukaryota, Metazoa, Chordata, Mammalia, Rodentia, Muridae. The record is from RefSeq and is a predicted model, not a curated record.